Messenger RNA from Saxophila tyrrhenica, 987 nucleotides. RefSeq lists its product as uncharacterized. The transcript has 2 exons. NCBI's taxonomy places the organism in Eukaryota, Fungi, Ascomycota, Dothideomycetes, Mycosphaerellales, Extremaceae. Bases 1 to 987 code for a protein of 328 amino acids. The record is from RefSeq and is a predicted model, not a curated record.
AUGUCCGACCAACAUCAUCAUACCUUUGGAAACGUGAGCAGGGAGAGCGGUAUAGAUGGAAGAACACCGCCAGUAGCGCCAAGGGCUGGGGUCCGCGGCGGCUACAGUAGUGGUGAAGGCCGUGUCGAAUACGGAGCUCGAGGUGAGCACGAAGGUCACGACACAGGUAGGCUAAGUCCGCGACGACGGCUUCUCGCGACAGGUUCAGCAGGCUACGCGCCGCUACAACCGCGCAGAGGCAUCGUCAGCGCCCCUUUUCGCGGAGGUCCACCUCCUCAGGGCCCAGCUGGUUACACACCGCCAGGGCAGGUGAUGAGCAGCGGCAAUGCCUUGCGAGGAGGGGUUGCCUCCUCUCAAUGUCCAGUUGCGAUGCGACAACCAGCAAGUAGUCAGCGGCAGAGCUCAAGGUAUGAGCAAGCUCACGACCGGAGGGAAACCCUGUUGCAGCGGCGGGAUGCCCGAGAGGUGGCAAGGGAGCAUGAGCCUGUGCAGCCUGCAUAUGGUAACGCUGGCCCGGAGCGAGCUUCGCACCCUCCACCAGUCCAGGUUGAUGCCGGACUCGGAGACGUGGUGGCAAGACGUUCGACGGAGCGACCGCAAGCUGACCAUGCUUCACAGCACCCGUCUUCAGGCAUCGAUCAUCGAGCCUCGACGAGGGACCCCAACGCUCCAGCUAAACCAUUACCGCCUCCACAUCUUCAUAGCAAGGCGGGGAAGAACUGGAUUCGUAAUCAGCGCCGGCAGCUGGCUGGAUGGUACGAGCUGAAGCGUCAGCAGGAGGAGGUGGAUCAGUACAAUCGAGAAAUGCGGGAGGGAAUGGCACAGCAGGGUAGCAUGACCGCCUUGGACGCAGCAGCUGGUUCGCAGGCGUCUGCCGCGGCCGUCGGAGCUGUCGAAGGCCCUGACACCAUCACAUCUUCAGGACAGGCCGUUGGUAUGCUAGGUUACGGCCCGCGUAGUUCUCCUACUGACCCCCGACUUCGCUGA